AUGUCUAAUGGUUUUCAUAAAAAUUGUGGUACAAGUGUAAAAAUUUUUAAUAAUAAAUAUGCUAUUUAUAACUCAUCAGCACAAAAGGAUGAUGGAUAUAUUUUUUCAAUGAAACCCCUUGAAAAGUAUACUAAAUUUAGUUUUUCUACAUGGAGUGAUAAACAUUAUAAUAAUGUAAAUAUUAUUGUUGGUUUAACUACAAUAGAUCCAGAAACAAUAAUUCCUGGUCAGUUACCUGAAAAUUAUCAUAUUUUUGCAGAUUCUGCUCAGUAUACUGAUAUUUAUAAUAUACCUAAUAAUGUUAUACCAGCAUAUGAUAAUGAAAUGUCUGUAUAUUAUACAUCAAAUGGUGCUUUUAUAAUGCAUAAUAAUGCUGAUAAUUCUCCUUUUUUAAUUGGUUGGAUUGAACCAAAACAAAAAUUAUGGUUGAUCUUAAAAUGUACAAAAGAAUUUAAAAAUAUAGAAUUUUUAGAUUGUAGGACAAUUUUACCAAAUCACGUAACUGAUCUUUAUCACAUUUCACACACAUGUCGAUUAAAAGAUGAAAUGUGUGAAAAGUCUGUAUCACCAUCUAAAUAUAUGAUUAUUGUUGCAGCUACUGAUCAAGGUGAAAAUGAAAAUACCGAAAAAAGUAAUUUAAUAUUAAAUCAACCAAAUGCUGGAAGUAUGUUAAGUACACCAAAAGUAGCUGGUCUUGGUAUAGAUUGUGUUUAUCCAUCAUCCCCAAAUUAUGGAAGUUCUAUAGAUUCAUCAUACUACUCACCAUCACCAAUACAUAUAUAUAAUAAUAAUAAUAAUCAAAAAGAUAAAAAUUUGUCACAUGCUAUUAUUAAUUUAUCACCCUUAUCACAAAAGCAAACAUAUAUACGUAAUACUCAUUGCAACAUUCCUUUAUCAUUUAUUGAUAACAUGAAUUCUAGAAUAAUGAAAUCUUCAAUAAAUUGUGUCAUUUGUAUAACAAAUAAAAAAGAAUUUGCCUGUUAUCCGUGUGGGCAUGCUUGCCUUUGCCAAGAUUGUGUAAAUAUGUUUAAAGGUUAUGGAAAUUCAUGUCCUAUUUGUAGAAAACAGAUUCGGGAUAUUAUAAAGAUCUAUUUUUAG
This is a messenger RNA of Strongyloides ratti, 1098 nucleotides long. RefSeq names its product Zinc finger, RING-type domain and NEUZ domain and Zinc finger, RING/FYVE/PHD-type domain-containing protein. The record is from RefSeq and is a predicted model, not a curated record. Bases 1 to 1098 code for a protein of 365 amino acids. The transcript has a single exon. Lineage: Eukaryota; Metazoa; Nematoda; Chromadorea; Rhabditida; Strongyloididae.